GGGGGAGAAUAGGGUGUGACAUAAAAAAUCUCACAUGACAAAGAGAUUGAAGUUGGAAUUUCUUUGUGUUGAGUGUAUAUCGUAUUUAAUUUAAAGUGCAAAUGUCAUCUACUUUCAAAGCUGUCUUUUCUUCUGCUCCCAAGGAAGAAAGCUCAGCCACACGAAACACCCUCCCAUUGCUGGUCCAUAGAAAAGAAUCUCCCUCCCUUAGAGUACGUGUGAUUAACCAGCACAGCCGUCUGCAUCCGUCGUUAUCAGCGCAUCACAUACACACAGACAAGCAUCAUCCUACAGCAUAGCAGAGUGAAUAUACCACUUGCUGAUCACAACAUCAGGAAGCAGCAAAACAAAACAAGGGCUCAUGGAGGCUGUCCUGAUUCUGUUGUGCUCUGCUUUGGCACCAGUACUAGGUGCCAGUACCAGUGAAGAAAAAAGUGAACCAGAUCCAUUUCACUAUGAUUAUGAAAGCUUGAGGAUUGGAGGACUGGUCUUUGCAGUGGUCUUGUUCAUAUUGGGGAUCCUACUGAUUAUGAGUCGGAGGUGCAGAUGCAAUAAUCUUAACCAAAAGCAAAGGACUCCAGGAGAUGAAGCUCAGGCUGAAAACCUUAUUGCCUCAAAAGCUCGAGGAGCUCAGAAAACAGAUAACUAAGAAGACAAUUGUGUUUUUUACAUUGUAAAUGUGACCCCAGGGAUUAACAGAGAACAAACUACGCAAAAAA
Messenger RNA from Nanorana parkeri, 719 nucleotides. Its product is annotated as FXYD domain-containing ion transport regulator 6-like. Gene Ontology annotation, biological process: regulation of sodium ion transmembrane transporter activity. The record is from RefSeq and is a predicted model, not a curated record. Gene Ontology annotation, cellular component: membrane. Lineage: Eukaryota; Metazoa; Chordata; Amphibia; Anura; Dicroglossidae. The transcript has 9 exons. Gene Ontology annotation, molecular function: sodium channel regulator activity. The coding region runs from base 362 to 649 and encodes 95 amino acids.